AUGCGUGAGCUGGAACAAAGACAGAACAUCAACAAACAAGCAAGAGACCUGAAAAUGACAAAUACCCCACAGGUCCGAGUCAAGAGGGCAUCAUCUUAUCCCAUAGGUUGGUUUGGGAUCAGUGGUCGCUGUGUCCGUUAUGUCCCUCGGGCCAUGACCUGGGCUCGAGCAGAGUGAAACUGUUUGCACAUGGGUGGACAUCUCGCAUCAGUUAACAGUGAUGACGAGUAUCAUGACAUUCAGAACAUGAUCAAAAAGAUCACGUAUCAGAACAGUGAGGCGUGGCUCGGAGGAUCAGACGCUCAGGAAGAGGGGCUCUGGUUUUGGAGUGAUGGAAAGUCUUUCGGGUAUAACAGCUGGUGUCCAGGAGAGCCGAAUAAUCACGGCAAUCAACACUGUUUAGCAAUUAAUCAUUCAGGCCAAAAAUGCUGGGAUGAUCGUCACUGCCGAGAAAAGCAUCCAUCUGUCUGUGCUAAAACCUACAAACGAUUUAGGGGUCUGAUCUGAGUUGUGAAGCUUCAUGUGUUUGUGUUGUAUGUCGGGUGGAGGCUCCAUAUGUCAUGACACAUCUUUAUUUCUUUGCUGUAUCUGUAACGCUGCUUCAGGGAGGAAAAGACACGUUAGCCUGAGCUGGAUGAUGUCGCCACAGUAACUGUGAAAAGUUACUUUAUUCGUUACUUUGUACACUUACUUCAUUAGCAGCUGCGGACAACUUGUUGGCAGCUGU
Thalassophryne amazonica is the source of this 727-nucleotide messenger RNA. Its product is annotated as type-2 ice-structuring protein-like. The record is from RefSeq and is a predicted model, not a curated record. NCBI's taxonomy places the organism in Eukaryota, Metazoa, Chordata, Actinopteri, Batrachoidiformes, Batrachoididae. The transcript has 5 exons. Gene Ontology annotation, molecular function: signaling receptor activity.